This is a messenger RNA of Coffea arabica (coffee), 1557 nucleotides long. RefSeq names its product F-box protein At4g22280-like. The record is from RefSeq and is a predicted model, not a curated record. Gene Ontology annotation, molecular function: protein binding. Lineage: Eukaryota; Viridiplantae; Streptophyta; Magnoliopsida; Gentianales; Rubiaceae.
AUGUCUCGUAUCCGGAGAUCCUUUUUGGCUCCAAGAAUUCGGAGCAAUCGAAGGCAAAAAACUGUCAAAGUCCAGUCCCAAAAUCAUGUUAAAGUUGAUCAUGUUGAUCGGAUAAGUGCUCUUCCAAACGACCUUCUCUGCCAUAUCCUUUCCUUUCUUGCAACGAAGAAAGCUGCAGCCACCUCCAUCCUAUCCACUCGAUGGCGUUACCUUUUCACUUCACUUCCCAAUAUUCAUCUGGAAUUUGAUCAGUCUUUACGACGAUUCGAUCCGAAAAGUGGUAAAAAAUAUGUAGACAUUAUGGGUCCCAAUUAUCAACGAUUUGCUCGAUUGGUAGAUUGCUGUCAUCGAUUGAUUCUUCAGCAAAAACCGUAUUGUUUGACAAAAUUCCAUCUUUCCCUGGAAGAGUUUCUUGAGAUUUUUCGGGUGGCAAUUGACUCUCUGAUAUGUGCAGCAAUUUCUUGCGGAGUCCAGCAGCUUGAGGUUUUUGUGGGACGUGAUCGUUCCAAUGCAUUCUCUCCUCCGGGAAUUUUGUCCUGUCCAGGAAUUUUCAGUUGCAAAACACUUCUAGAAAUGAAGCUGGAAAGUCGCUUUACUGAUUUCUAUGUCCCGGAGACAGUUUCUUUGCCGAAUCUUAAGAUUCUGCAUUUGGCACAAUUUAUAUUAACAGAUGAGCUGUCUAUUCCCAGGCUUAUUCAGGGUUGUCCUGUGCUCAUUGAACUGUCUUUUGACUGUUUAACAUAUUCAGAGGGUGAAGUUCUGACCCUUUUGAUAAAAAGCCCUUCCCUGGAAAAAAUCUACCUCCAUUGUGUGACUGAUGAAUGGGACAUUGUUCUGGACAUCCCUAGUGCUGUAAAUUUGGAAUGCGAGGUUGAGGGAGCGAGUAAAACGAGUAUAAAUGCCCCAAAGCUUCAACAUUUGCACUUUGAUGGCGAUGCAGUUAAAGUAAACAUUCUCCCAAACCACAAGUCUCUUGUUGAAGCCAGAAUAUCAGUUUCUUGCCCUUAUAUUGUGAAAACAUCAGAUCAAGAACAAUUAUUACGCUGUGAGGUUGCCUUUGAGCUUAUGAAUUCGUCACAAAGUGUGGUAUCACUUUAUUUGCUGGAUGCCACGGUGGAGUUACUCUUUUAUUCUCAAAAGUUGCUGCCAACUUUUGAAAAGCUAACCUAUCUUGAGCUUGAAGUCCGCAAAUAUUAUGAUAAGCAUACUCGUAGCUGGAAGAUGUUAUCUUGGUUACUUGAGAGUGCACCUAAUCUUCAAGUGCUGGUCUUUGAUGAAGUGUUUUGGGAUGACAGGAUUGAAUCCUCUGCUGAAGACAAGAAAUUUGAGUUUCUUUCUGCAGAGCCAGUUCCAUUAUGCUUGCCGAUACAUCUUAGGGAAGUAAAAAUCAGAAAAUUCAAUGGAAAGGAAUAUGAAUUCAAGCUCAUUGACUAUAUUUUGCAGAAUGUGAAAGCUUUAAAAAAGAUGACUGUUGGUGUGCUUGGACACUUUGGAGCUCGCAGCAAAAUUUUGUCAUUCAAGAGAUGCAACAACGACUGCCAGAUUGUGUUCACAUAA